CAGCACAACCGAACAGCCAAGAUGGGUGCGAUCGACGACGGCUUCGAGGCGCUGCUAGAGCCCUUCUACAACGGCAAGAGUUUAACAGAUCCAAUAUCCACCAAGGAAGACAAAUACCAGUUAUUGCCGGCAUUCCUCAAAGUCAAAGGUCUCGUCAAGCAGCACAUCGACUCAUACAAUUUCUUUGUCGAGCAGGAGAUCAAGGAUAUUGUCAAGGCAAACCGCUCCAUCCGCAGCGACCAAGAGAAGGACUUCUGGCUCGAGUUUACCGACAUCCGCGUCGGCACCCCGACCCGCAAUGACUACAGCGAUUUCAAAGCCCGUGAUGAGGUCACGCCCAUGGAGUGCCGACUCCGGGACAUGACAUACGCCGCCCCCGUCGUUGUCGACAUUACAUACUCGCGCGAUCGGAAGAGGAUUGUUCGGAAAGAUAUCCCGCUCUGCCGAAUACCCGUCAUGCUCAAGAGCGCAAAAUGCUGUCUCAGCGGUGCCAACAACGCCCAGAUGGAGAUUAUGAAUGAAUGUCCCCUAGAUCCCGGCGGCUACUUCAUCAUCAACGGAACCGAAAAAGUCAUCCUCAUUCAGGAACAGCUCAGCAAGAACCGUGUCAUCGUCGAAGCCGACGAGAAGACAGGCGGCGUCUCAGCGUCCGUCACAAGUUCAACACACGAGCGCAAGUCCAAGACCUACGUCAUUCUCAAGAAAGAUCGCAUCGUCCUCAACCACAACGUCCUCGUCGAGCCAAUCCCCAUCAUCAUCGUUCUCAAAGCCCUCGGUGGCCUCUCCGACUACGAAAUCAUGGAGGUUGUGGCGGGGGGAGAUGCGCGAUACCAGGACGACUUCCUCAUCAACUUCGACGAGGCUACCAAGGCCGGCGUGUUCACGCAACAACAAGCUCUGGAGUACGUGGGCUCCAGAGUCAAGAUGGGAGGACCUAAGAAGGGGCGAUCAAUGGCCGCGCCGCGCCGGAGCCCUGUCGAGGAAGGGUUAGAUGCGCUGACAAACAUCAUCAUUGCCCAUGUCACAAUCGAAGACCUCGACUUCUACCCGAAAUCAAUAUAUAUCGCCAUGAUGGUCCGGCGUAUCCUGAUGGCGGCGCACAAUCCCAAGCUCGUCGACGACCGCGACUUUGUGGGCAACAAGCGGUUGGAACUGGCCGGGCAGCUACUCUCCCUGCUCUUUGAAGAUAUGUUCAAGAUGUUCGUCGGCGGUUUGAAAGGAAACAUGGAAUACUUCUUCAAAAAGCCUAACCGGACCUCCGCCUACGACCCUGUAGGCCCCAUCAGCAGUCAGGGUCAAUACAUCACGCAGGGUUUGAAUCGGGCCAUCCAGAGUGGGAAUUGGAACGUGAAGCGGUUCAAUAUGAACCGCGCGGGAGUCACACACGUCCUGAGCCGGUUGAGUUACAUCGCGGCCCUGGGUAUGAUGACUCGUAUCAGCAGUCAGUUCGAGAAAACGAGGAAGGUGAGCGGCCCUAGAGCCCUCCAGCCGUCGCAGUGGGGUAUGCUUUGCCCGUCCGACACUCCUGAAGGCGAAGCCUGCGGUUUGGUCAAGAAUCUGGCGCUCAUGACGCAUAUCACCACCAACGCCGAGGAGGAGCCUGUCAAGAACUGGAUCUUUGGUCUCAUUCCCGGCGUGGAGCCCAUUCGAAUGUACACCGGAACCGAAAUGCACAAGCCGGGCUCCUAUAUGAUCCACGUCAACGGCACGCCCUUCGCUAUUACCAAAAAUCCGAAAGAGUUCGCAUCGCGGUUCAAGACGACGCGUCGCCGCGGCCACAUCUCUCCGUUUAUCGGAAUUCACAUCAACGAGCAUUUCUCGGCAAUCCAUAUCGCCACAGAUGAAGGGCGCAUCUGCCGGCCCUAUAUCAUCGUGAAGGACGGGAAGCCGAAACUAAAAAAGGAGCACUUGAGACUAUUACAGUUUGGGAAGUCAACAUUCGACGACUUUCUUAAAGGCAGCAUCAUAGAAUACCUGGACGUCAACGAGGAGAAUGACGCAUUGAUUGCCAUCAGAGAAGACGACGUCAACCAGUCGACAACUCACAUGGAGAUUGAGCCCUUUACGAUCCUCGGAGCGGUCGCCGGACUGAUCCCCUUCCCCCAUCACAACCAGUCUCCGCGUAACACCUACCAAUGUGCUAUGGGUAAGCAAGCCAUCGGAGCCAUUGCAUACAACCAAUUCAACCGCAUCGAUACCCUUCUCUACACGCUCGUCUACCCACAACGGCCUAUGGUUAUCACGAAAACUAUCCAGCUCAUUCAUUACGACAAGCUCCCGGCUGGGCAGAACGCCACGGUCGUCGUCAUGUCGUACUCGGGCUACGAUAUCGAAGACGCUCUCGUGUUAAACAAGGCGUCGUGCGACCGGGGCUUUGGGCGCUGCCAGGUGUUCCGCAAGUACACGGCCGAGCUGCAACAGUACCCGAACGGGCGAAAAGACAGGCUGGGAGGUGUCCAGAAGGAUGAGGGCGGCAGUACCAUCGCCAAGCACGCCUGUCUGGACAAGGACGGGCUUGCUGUCGUGGGCUACCGGGUGCACUCCGGCGAGACCAUGAUCAUGAAGGAAACGCCGAUUGACCAGACGUCGACCGGGAUCGGUAGCGACCGCGGAUCCGACGACUUCCGGCCAGCCGCGAUCAACUACCGCAUCCCCGACCCGGCGUACAUCGACAAGGUGAUGAUCUCCAAUACGGAAAAGAACACGAGCAUCGUCAAAGUCCAAACUCGCCAAACCCGCCGGCCGGAGCUCGGCGACAAGUUCUCCUCCCGCCACGGCCAGAAGGGUGUCGUCGGCAUCAUCGUCGACCAGGAAGACAUGCCCUUUUCCGACUCGGGCCUCGUGCCGGACAUCAUCAUGAACCCCCACGGUUUCCCGUCCCGCAUGACGGUCGGCAAGCUUUUCGAGUGCCUCACCGGCAAGGCGUCUGUCGUUGCCGGCGAGCGCGACUACGGCUUCGGCGACGCGUUCCGCUCGCAUCCCGUCGAGGAGAUGGGCAAGGUCCUGGUCGAGCACGGCUUCUCCUGGGAAGGCAAAGACUACUUCACCUCGGGCAUCACCGGCGAGCCGCACGAGGCGUACCUGUUCAACGGGCCCAUCUACUACCAGCGCCUGAAGCACAUGGUGCAGGACAAGAUGCACUCGCGGUCGCGCGGGCCGCGCGCGAUCCUGACGCGGCAGCCGACCGAGGGCCGGUCGCGAGACGGCGGCCUGCGGCUGGGCGAGAUGGAGAGAGAUUGUCUGAUCGCGUACGGCGCCUCGCAGCUGCUGCUCGAGCGCCUCAUGAUCAGCUCCGACGGCACCCAGGUCGAUAUCUGCGAGCGCUGCGGCCUGCUGGGCUACAAGGGCUUCUGCCAGACGUGUGCGAGCACGAGCCAGGUGACCCAGAUGACGAUGCCGUACGCGGCGAAGCUGCUGGUGCAGGAGCUGAUUAGUAUGAAUGUUGGGGUGAGGAUGCAGUUGGAGGAUAAGUUCCCUCAUCCGAGGUGAGGAGGGAGGGGGUGAAUGUGAAUGGGGUGGCGUUCGGGAAGGGUGUGACAUUUUUUGUUUAUGUAUGAUAUUUGGGUCUGGCUAUCUGGUUUAGCAUGGCGCCUGAAGAUCAAGGAGUUACAAAAGGUAUGGUGUCGGUGAUGGAUAGAAACCAAACUAACAAAUUUUGUCCGUCUUCGGGGUGCAUCUAUCCCGUGUGGUGGUGGUAGAUAUGUUUUGGAAAGAGUCCACUUCAUGCGUGCAUCUCCAGAAGGUAUUCAUAAUCCUAACAGGUCCUAGAUAACCAAUACUGGAUAACCCAACAGUGUCAUACCGCUCUUACCCUCACAACUCACAGAAUCCACCCCCCUUUUCCACCUCACCACUUGCCCCACCUUUG
Molecule: messenger RNA, 3868 nt
Organism: Chaetomium fimeti
Lineage: Eukaryota; Fungi; Ascomycota; Sordariomycetes; Sordariales; Chaetomiaceae
Exons: 2
Coding region: 22-3489 (1155 amino acids)
Biological process (GO): DNA-templated transcription
Cellular component (GO): RNA polymerase III complex
Molecular function (GO): ribonucleoside binding; DNA binding
Source: RefSeq, a predicted model, not a curated record